Molecule: messenger RNA, 1711 nt
Organism: Leptidea sinapis
Lineage: Eukaryota; Metazoa; Arthropoda; Insecta; Lepidoptera; Pieridae
Exons: 2
Coding region: 137-1675 (512 amino acids)
Source: RefSeq, a predicted model, not a curated record
GCUAAGUAUAAAAAAGUUAUCUAAGUAUUAUUUUGAAAUAUCAUUUUAUCACUUCAAACUAUAAUUGUAAGAUGUAUCUACAUCCGAGGUCUGUAAGUAAUAUUAAUAGGUAAUAUGAUCACACAAGACUAUACAAAUGCAUAACAGGAACUAUAAGAUUAGCAGUGGCCUUAUAUUUAAUCAUAUCAAUCGGAAUAUAGUUCAUCCAAGUGCACUUACCACUUUGAAAGAAGAAACAUCGAAUGUUGAAAUAGUCGAAAUAAAUAGCUCCUCAGAUGAAUCUGACGCUAGGCCGGACACAAACAAACGAAGCACUUUCAGUCACGCUUGGUCGUAUGUUGAUCAUGACCGGUUUAACAACGGUGACAACUUAAUACAUCAGAUAAAUGAUUCAGCCAGAGCAAAAAGACGUUUAAACGUAAGUUCUGGCGACAAUGAAAUAUAUCGACACCCGGCAAAUGAAGACGGACAACGCCAGGAAGAUAUAUAUCCCAGUUUUUAUACUAUGGAAAGAAAUUACCCGCGAGAUAGACAAUCAGAUUAUAACAGACAAAUUAAUCGAUUUACAAUUUUGAAUAGUAGUUUACCGUCAGAUUCUUCAUCAGAGGAACAAGCAGCUGAAGAAGUCAUACAUUAUGGUGAUACCGGUCCCCCAUGUAGUUAUGACUGGUACGAUGAUCAAGACAUACUCGGUGAUGAAAUUUUUUUUAGUCGUGAUGCCGUCAAUGACAAAAGAACUAUAAUAUGGAUUUAUUCGUAUAAGAACAAACAUAUCUUAUCAGAGAAUGACAAUAUUUUCACUAACAUACCAAGUAAAGACUCGAGCACAAGUUCGAAUGACGAAUUGGAAUAUGAAUUUUCCGAAGAAAAGCCAAAAUUUCGAAAAAUUGUCACACCUAUAAUUCAGCACAUACCUAGACUUAAUUUAUCUUUAAGCCCUACAUUGCCAACUGUAACUGAAGUUACAGAACCAAUUAAACAAGCUGAAAGUUCUAUUAUUACAAAUAAUGCGGGCAAACUUGAACCUACUGACAGAUUGUCUAGUACUGAGAAUUUAUCAGAGAGAAAUAAAUUUCAAUUACAUUGGAAUGAUUUAUCACCAAGAAUCAAAAAUAUAAAAAUGUUAUUCAUUAGAGAUAAAGAAUCAGAAAAAGGAGAAGUUUACUGUGAACCUGAAAUUAAAAUAAUGACAAACGAUGCUACCGUCGAAGACACAGAGAUUAAAACGUCUGAAAAUGCCGUUAGUUCACUUGACGAGAUUGAAAAUUGUAUACAAUCAAGUCGGGUAACUCUGACCAAGUCUCACAUAAAACUAACUCCACCGCCUAUAACCAGGGAUACAAGCAUAACAGAUCCUAUAGAUAAACUAGAAGAUAACUGGAUUGCCGAAGAGAAAACUGAAGAAAAGAUAAUUGUUUAUGAGAGCGAAAUCCAACAUGAAGAAGUUUUAGAAAAUCAUUGUAAAAUGCAGGAAAAUAAACCGAAUGAAAAACCUGCCCACCAAUUCUUCAUCAACAACAUUCCACUACUAAAACCAGCUGAAUGGACACAAUAUUUGCCUAUAACUGAAAGUGUACCAUCAUCGGAACUUACAAUCUGCACCAAUGAAACAAACAAACAAUCCUGGUAUGAGAAACUUUGUAAAUGUUUAAAUUGCUUUAACUGCGCCAAAUAAUUAUUUAGAUUUAAAUAAAACACUAGAUAAUUUAAA